CCUACGGCGGAUGCGAUUGCUUGUUGAGAGAGACUCAUGGACUACCUUGCGGUUGUGAACUUGCAGGUUAUGAAAGAAUUCCAUAUGAGUCAAUUCAUCCAUUCUGGAAGAGACUGAGUUGGGAGCAUGUACCUGAACCUGUUGCAGAUACUAUCAGCAACCAUAUUUGCGGCAUGAACCAUGGAGAUAUGCAACCAGAAGUUGAGGCAUUGACACAUUAUUUCAGUUCUUUGGAUACUGGAGGGCAGAGUAUGGUAAGGAGGAAGCUUCAAGCUAUCUAUUGUCCUGAAAGCAGUUCACUUUGUACUCCUGAGGUUCAGAUAAGGUCCAAGCGCACUCUUAAGGCGAACGAAAGAAAACCACCCAAGGUUAAAGCAAUAGGAUCCUUGACUCGUGAUCCUUCAGGUUUUGAGCAUGUUGAUAGGGAGAUCAAAGAGGCAAAGAAGGCUUCGCAACCACCAAAGAAGAAGAAGCGUGUGAAGAAGUCUGAUACAAGCUAUUUCAUGGGUCAUUUUCCAUCCUUUUUCCACCCAUAUAUACACACAGUUCAGAAUGUUGAGGACGAUGGUAACUGUGGCUAUAGAGUCAUUGCUGCAUUACUGGGACUACCAUCAGGUGAGGAAGGUUGGCCAUGUGUUAGGGAAGCGUUGAUAGACGAACUUGAACGACACAGAGGAUUGUAUGAUGAAAUGUGGUCCAGACAUGUGGUUAAUGCCUUACAUUCUCGACUCACUCUUCCUCCUGGUCAUCCGGCUACCGAGGAUAAAUGGAUGCAACUGCCAGAGAUGGGAUACCUUGUAGCAACCAGGUUCCAAGUGGUUUUCAUAUCCAUCUCUUCUCAGGGUUGUUGGUCAUACCUUCCACUAAGAGGAGAAGGUCCACCUCCUGUACAUCGUGUUAUAGCUGUUGGUCAUGUGAUAAAUCACUUUGUACAGCUCCAUCUAACUCCUGGACAUUCUAUGCCGCCAAUUGCUCUCCAGUGGGAACGGUAUGUUGAUCCUAUAUCAGUAAGCUGGUGCGUCCCAUAUGUUACACGUUUACACAUGUUCACAUCAGAAUUGGAAGCUUGGUUUGUUACUUUUGGUGUUCCUCUUAGUCACCAAAGCUAUGUAGACAUCACCACAGACUGACACCACACUUUGUGUAAUAUUCAUUUGUAAACGCUCUGUAAUAUUAAUCUGAUGGGCCUUGCCCUUAUGUUGUUCAUUGCUGCUUUUAAUAAUAGUAAUUUGAUGGUCAUUGGUAUAUUGAUGGGCCUUAUGUUACUUAUCUUGCCUUUCA
This is a messenger RNA of Lotus japonicus, 1281 nucleotides long. RefSeq lists its product as uncharacterized. NCBI's taxonomy places the organism in Eukaryota, Viridiplantae, Streptophyta, Magnoliopsida, Fabales, Fabaceae. The record is from RefSeq and is a predicted model, not a curated record. The transcript has 3 exons. The coding region runs from base 174 to 1130 and encodes 318 amino acids.